AUGAAUGCAGCAGGCUCAAGCCAGCGGCAUCGUCAAGAACAGAGAGCAUACAGAGCCUUGUGCUGUCGAUGCACUUGCAAUUGCAGGCUGAGAUUUUCUUCUUCAGACGAAACUGAAAGCUUCGGCUCUGAGCGAUUCCCAUCAGACUCCAGCAUUUCCCACGCCAUGGACCAAAUGAUCAGGCAAAAGCAGAGAAUUGAAGAGACCAAAUUUGUUGUAAUGGUGGCUAUGGAGAAAUGCUCUGAUGAUCCAAAAGAGGACUUUAGAGUUUCGAUGAUGGAGAUGAUUUUGGGUAAUGGAACUGAGAAGCCAAAGGAUCUACGUAGUCUUUUGAACUGUUAUAUCUCCAUGAACAACGAUGAAUGUCAUGGUGUCAUUUUAGAGGUAUUCCAUGAAGUAUGCUGUAAUUUGUUUCUGGGUUAUGGAACAAAAAUUUAG
Messenger RNA from Cucurbita pepo subsp. pepo (vegetable marrow), 438 nucleotides. RefSeq lists its product as uncharacterized. Lineage: Eukaryota; Viridiplantae; Streptophyta; Magnoliopsida; Cucurbitales; Cucurbitaceae. The record is from RefSeq and is a predicted model, not a curated record. Gene Ontology annotation, biological process: negative regulation of DNA-templated transcription.